AAUCUCACAGCCUGACUUGUUCCUGUAAGUCUCCAAAGUGUUUUGUGUCUCUGCCUGCAAGGCCUGAGUGAUCACUGGCAACAUAUGAGUGCUGACUUUGGGUGAGAGACUGUGCCUGAUGCUUGAGUCCUUUCAUUCCUCAUUGCUGCUAAAAAUCAGUGAAAGAAACUCCUGUUUCCUCCAACAUGCUGACAAGCUCUUAGCUCAGAAAGCAGACAUUCAGCUGCCAGCUUCAUACUCAGCCUGCAGUCAUGAAGAAUGUGAUCCUGUUGGCGAUUUUAAGUGGGGUGUUCGCUGCUCCGUUUAUUAAUGAGGAGGUGGCUAAGAAGUUCAUCAGGUUGAAGAGACAGGCGGGAUACUGGGAUCCACACCACUCCCAGAACAUGUGGGGUUUCACCAUCCAGGAACAGGCCAACGAACACUGGACGGCAAUUCGAGACGGAGCUCAAUACUACAUGGACAUGAGCCACCUGAUGUUUGACCGCUCUGUGGCUGAUGAAAAUACCAGACAGUUAAUGGAGAUGCUGCGAAAUGCACAAGCUCACCUGGACAGCCAGACGGCCCAACACAGAUAGACAACAAGAUAGAGGAACUUCAUGAUGUGGACACAUUAUCACAACUUUUUAAAGGCAGGAUUUUGAUCCUACUGGGAGUUAUACAGUAGAUCGUAGUGCAGAGAGUGCUUUACAGUUUAGUUUGUAGAAGAUCUAUUUCUUACUUUUUUUAAACAGGAAAUGAGUUUUACAACUUUUUCACUGAGAUGUAGCCCAAAAUAUCUAAAAUGAAUUGUACUUUUCAUCUAAUAAAACUUUGAGAGCAAA
This is a messenger RNA of Xiphophorus hellerii (green swordtail), 821 nucleotides long. RefSeq lists its product as uncharacterized. The transcript is spliced from 5 exons. The coding region runs from base 252 to 575 and encodes 107 amino acids. NCBI's taxonomy places the organism in Eukaryota, Metazoa, Chordata, Actinopteri, Cyprinodontiformes, Poeciliidae. The record is from RefSeq and is a predicted model, not a curated record.